This is a messenger RNA of Aureobasidium vineae, 810 nucleotides long. The record is from the annotation of a GenBank genome assembly. NCBI's taxonomy places the organism in Eukaryota, Fungi, Ascomycota, Dothideomycetes, Dothideales, Saccotheciaceae.
AUGGAGCAGCCUACCAACACUACCGACACCAAGGGCAUGAAGCAGAUCGUCCCUGAGGUCACCUGGGCCCAGCGCUCAUCUACCACCGAGCCCGAGAAGAACCACAUCUACAUGACCAUUGUUGUCCCCGAUGUCGACCCCAAGAACCUGAAGCUUGACCUGCAACCCUCAUCGCUCGAAUUCACCGGCUACUCGGAGAGCAAGAAGGCCACCUACCACGUCAAGAUGGACCUGUUCGCCGAGAUCGAGCCCAAGGAGAGCAAGAUCAACCACUCCUCGCGCUGGAUCGAGCUGGUCUUGCAAAAGAAGGAGCUCAACGAGGAGUACUGGCCCCGUCUGCUCAAGGACAAGCAAAAGGUCCACUACAUCAAGACCAACUUCGACAAGGUACGCACUCAAUCUUCUUCAUAUUGUCAUGAAACCAUGCUGAUUUUUCCCCCANNGUGGGUCGACGAGGAUGAGCAGGACGCUGUUGCCGAGGAUGACGACUACAUGUCCCGCAUGGGUGGCAUGGGUGGUGCCGGCGGCAUGCCCGGUGGUAUGGAAGGUAUGGGCGGAGAUGGUGGCUUUGGAGGCAUCGACUUCUCCAAGCUUGGCGGUGCCGGCGGUGCCGGUGGCAUGCCCGACCUCAGCGCCCUGCAGGGUAUGAUGGGCGGCAUGGGUGGCAUGGGUGGCAUGGGUGGUAUGGGUGGUAUGGGCGGUGAGGAGGGUGACGAUGAUGAUGACGACGACGACAUGCCCGAGCUCGAGGAGACCGAGGAGACCAACGCCGGUGCCUCCAAGUCAAGCAAGAUUGAGGAGGUCGAGUAA